This is a messenger RNA of Rubroshorea leprosula, 2012 nucleotides long. The record is from the annotation of a GenBank genome assembly. NCBI's taxonomy places the organism in Eukaryota, Viridiplantae, Streptophyta, Magnoliopsida, Malvales, Dipterocarpaceae.
UGCGGUGAAAAUGGUGUCAAUAACCAUGUUCUACAGGUGUUUGUUGGAGGGUCUGAGUGAAAUUCUGAGAUGAAACUGUGGAAGCAUUAAUUUUGAUUGAGAUGGGCAGAUUAAGGGUUCUCUCUUCCUUGGCCCAUAUAAUUCUAGAGCUGUUUUAAUUUUGUCGGAAGAUUGAAGGUCUCUCUUUUCACAUGGCUGGAGGGGAAAGAGCAAAGGGACUCAGAAAAUCAUGUAUUCUUCUUAUAGUGAUUGCUGGUAUGGAGAGGCUUGCCUUCAAGGGGGUGGCAUCCAACUUGGUGACUUAUCUUACUGAUGUUGUGAACAUGAGCAACUCCUCUGCUGCCAAGACUGUCAACAGUUGGUGUGGUUUCACAUCCAUGCUGCCACUGCUAGUGGCACCGAUGGCUGAUUCUUGUUGGGAUCGAUAUUCUACCAUAUUGGCUUCUUCUUUCCUGUAUGUUGUGGGACUUGUGGCAGUGACAUCAACUGCAUUAGCAUGGGCAUGGUCUCCACCAAGUAGCACACGCUCCUCAUCUCUCCUCUUAUGGUCCCUUUGUUUAAUUUCACUUGGCCAAGGUGCAUAUAACCCAUCCUUGCAAGCCUUUGGGGCAGACCAACUUGAUGGCAAUGAUGAAUUGCCUUGUGGCAAAGAUGAUCAGAAAUCUGAUAACAGGAGUAUGUUUUUCCAAUGGUGGUAUUUUGGAGUUUGUGGUGGUAGCCUGUUGGGUGUCACACUUAUGUCCUACAUCCAAGAUACCUUUGGUUGGGUAAUAGGAUUCGCUAUCCCCACAAUUGCAAUGGUUACAUCAAUUGUGUUUUUCUCAUGUGGAAGCCGAAUCUAUGUUUAUAGACCAGAUGGAGAGUUUAAUAGUAAGCCUUUUUAUGCCAUAAUCCAGUCCAUCAAAUCAACAUUAUCGAAAUUGACCACUAGCAGAAUCACAUUACGUGAUGAGAAUGCCAAAAUGGUGGAGCUAGAGCUUCAAGAGAAACCCCUUUGUCAUGAACAAUUGGCAGCCAACAAUAAAAGUAGCACAUCAUACAUGCUUGAAAAUGCUAAGCUAGUGCUGCGACUUUUGCCCAUCUGGACAAUGCUACUUAUGUUUGCCGUAAUUUUCCAACAACCUCCAACAUUCUUCACUAAACAAGGCAUGGCAAUGAAGAGGAACAUUGGCAGUGACUUCAACAUCCCACCCGCAACACUACAAAGUGCCAUCACACUGUCAAUAAUCCUCCUAAUGCCUCUCUAUGAUAAGAUCUUGAUCCCAAUAUCACGGAUGGUAAUCCGUAACGACAAAGGUAUUAGUGUAAUGCAAAGAAUGGGAAUUGGAAUGUUUCUCUCUAUCAUAGCCAUGAUCAUUGCUGCAACUGUUGAAACAAAGAGACUCGAGAUCAGCAGAAAAAUGCAAAUCCAAGAUUCAGAAACUGAGCAAGAAACAAUACACUUGAGCAUAUUUUGGUUGCUACCACAAUAUAUUCUUCUAGGCAUUUCAGACAUUUUCACUGUUGUUGGGAUGCAAGAGUUCUUUUACAAUGAAGUACCUGUCAAAAUGAGAACAAUGGGGUUUGCACUCUACACUAGUGUUUUUGGGGUGGGGAGUUUCCUAAGUGCCCUGUUGAUUUCAGUCGUGGAGGUUUUCACUAGUUCAAAAGGAAGACCAAGCUGGUUCUCUGAUGACAUGAGAAAAGCCAGACUAGACAAGUACUACUGGCUUUUAGCUUCAGCAAGUGCAGUGAGUUUGUUAUUGUACAUAAUUUUGUGUAAAUGUUACAAAAGCAGGAGAGACUUGGAAAAUGGCAGCUGUAAAUGAGCUCCUUCUUUUGAGUUUCAUAAAGUUUUGGGCAAUAACUUCUGGUAAUGUAGAUACUUUCUCUGCAUAAAAUUUUAUGGAGUACUUCUUGGCCUGCUUAGAAGGGCAAAACUUCUGUUAAUCGAGUCAACAGUCGACUGUCAAUGAUUGAUUUAGAAAAACAAGCUUAAUUAGGACUUUUUUCAAUAAACAUUUAUUGAAAGU